Molecule: messenger RNA, 1797 nt
Organism: Lineus longissimus
Lineage: Eukaryota; Metazoa; Nemertea; Pilidiophora; Heteronemertea; Lineidae
Product: dnaJ homolog subfamily C member 21-like
Exons: 13
Coding region: 67-1743 (558 amino acids)
Cellular component (GO): cytoplasm
Molecular function (GO): zinc ion binding; nucleic acid binding
Source: RefSeq, a predicted model, not a curated record
GAUCGCAAAAGUUUCACAUGCAUUGCCAUUGGAAAAUCAGCUGUGAUAAAAGUCGAAUCUUUCAAUAUGUCUCCGCCCAAAGGCCCUAUGAAAUGUUACUAUGAGGUCCUCAAUGUUGAAAGAGAUGCUGGAGAAGAUGAGUUUAAAAAAUCAUACCGAAAACUUGCUCUAAAAUGGCAUCCAGAUAAAAACCUAGAUAACCAAGAUGAAGCCAGUGAACAGUUUCGCCUGAUCCAGCAGGCGUAUGAUGUUUUGAUGGAUCGCCAUGAAAGGGCUUGGUAUGAUAAGCACCGAGAAGAAAUCUUAAGAGGAGGUUGCGGUUUCGGAGACAACUACCAGGACAACAGUCUGAAUAUUUUCCAGUAUUUUACAGCUGCCUGUUAUUCUGGGUAUGGCGAUGAUGAAGAUGGCUUCUACGCUACAUACAGAGAAGUCUUUAAAAAAUUGUCAGCUGAAGACUAUGAGUUCAUGGAUGAUGAGGAUUCGGACUACAACUUCCCUGAUUUCGGAGCUUCACAGAGUUCAUAUGAAGAAGUGGUCCAUGAUUUUUAUUCCUUCUGGGAAAGUUUCUGCACAUCUAAAUCGUUUGCGUGGAAAGAUGAGUUUGACACUAGAGAAGCUCCCAACAGAAGGGUUCGGAGGCUUAUGGAGGCUGAGAACAAAAAGCUACGGGAUGCAGCAAAGAAGGAAAGAAAUGCAGAAAUAAGGAAUUUAGUUGCCUUUAUAAAGAAAAGGGAUAGACGUGUUCAAGCUCAUAAAAAAAAGCUUGAAGAACGCAUUGCUGUAAUUGCCAAGCAGGAUGCAGAAAGGAAAGAAAAACAGAAAAAAGAGCGAAUAAAAAAAUAUGAAAGCUACCAGGAGACUGAGUGGUCAGCCAUGUCCCAGCUUGAAAAAGAACUACAGAACAUGGAGGCUCAUUUUGAUGAACAGUUUGGAGAUGAGGCUGUGGAAUUUGGAAGUGGUGCUUCAGAAGAGGAAGAUGAGGAGGAAGUGUACUAUGAUGACAUGUUCUGUGUCGCUUGCAAUAAAACAUUCAAAACAGAGAAAGCAUUUGCCAACCAUGAAAAUUCCAAGAAGCACAAAGAGAAUGUGGUGUUUCUGAAGACGCAGAUGGCAGCAGAGGAGGAUGACCUUGGGAAGGAUGACCUUGACCCAGACGAGGACAUGCUAGGAGACAGGCUACUGGAUGACACAGAUCUGCUUGAGGAUAUCAAAGCUUCAAAUGGUCUGGAAGCACAACCAAAAACAAAAUUAUCAAAGAAACAGAAGAAGAAGCGAAAGGAACUGCAAAAGCAGCAGCAAAAGCUCAUAGAUGAUGAACAAGAGAAUGAAUCUGAGAACGAUGGCAGUGCUGAAAAGGACCCUGCACCUGAGAUCGAGGUGAAAAAGGAUGUGCCUUCACAAUCACAGCAAAAGGACAGCAAACCACAGGCAGACAGCAACCAGCCUCAGCCAGAAAUAUCAACAGUUGCUGAAGAAACCGCAGCCAGAAGCGAGCAGCCAUCAAAGGAGAAAAACAAAAAGGCAAAAGAUGGUAAAAAGCCUGUCAAACCACAAGAAGAAGAAGAAGAAGAGACCAACCAACCUGAACAUCAUUACUGCAACACGUGUAAGAAGGAGUUCCCAACCAGAAAUAAACUCUUCGAUCACCUUAAGACAACUGGGCAUCAACUUCGAGUGCCAUCAGCAAAUGAACACCAAGGUUCAAGUAAAAAAUUAAACAAAAAGAAAGGAAAGAGAUGAUCUACGAGGGUGUGAGCUUUUUCUGUAAAAAUGUACAUUAUAAUAAACUAAAGA